GGCUCGGCUCCCGCUCGGGCUCCCGCGGCGUGGGCCGGGCGGUGGCCCCGCGGCGCGGGCAGGGGGCGUCUGCGCGUCCGCGCCCUCGGGCGGCGGCGUCGGCCCGGCCCCAGCGUCCGCCCCCGCCGCCCGCGCGCCCGGGCGCAGGUUUGAAAAUUAUUUCACGGUGACCGACCCCACUUGCUAGUGUGACAGAAAGCAGCUCCUUCUGCCCAACCUACAGUGACUUUUUUGCCGGGAGCGGGGUGGUGAGCCCAGAUGUGGGUCAAUGCCACCCGUGGCGGGAUCCGAAGAACAGUGGCAGCCAUGCCUCUCCCGGCCCCAGCCGCCCCUUCCCCCCUACGCUAAGCUGCAUGGUGUGGGUGCCCUUGGGAUCCCCAAGGACUGACUGUCUGACCUUGCUUCGCCCCCCGCCCAACGCCAACUCCCCCAAGAUGUCGCUCGAGUGGCUGGUGGCCUGGGGCUGGUCACUGGACGGCCUGCGGGACUGCAUUGCCACGGGUAUCCAGUCAGUGCGGGACUGCGACACUACCGCUGUGGUCACCGUGGCCUGCCUGCUGGUCCUGUUCGUGUGGUACUGUUACCACGUGGGCCGCGAGCAGCCCCGGCCCUAUGCGUCCGUCAACUCCCUGAUGCAGGGCGCAGACACCAACGGGCUGCAGAACGGGUACGUGUACUGCCAGUCUCCCGAGUGCGUGCGCUGUGCCCACAACGAGGGCCUCAACCAGAAGCUCUACCACAACCUGCAGGAGUACGCCAAGCGGUACUCCUGGUCCGGCAUGGGCCGCAUCCACAAGGGCAUCCGCGAGCAGGGCCGCUACCUCAACAGCCGGCCCUCCAUCCAGAAGCCCGAGGUCUUCUUCUUGCCCGACCUCCCCAGCACACCCUACUUCUCUCGGGACGCACAGAAGCAUGACGUGGAGCUGCUGGAACGGAACUUCCAGACCAUCCUGUGCGAGUUUGAGACCCUCUACAAAGCUUUCUCAAACUGCAGCCUCCCGCAAGGAUGGAAAAUGAACAGCACCCCCAGCGGGGAGUGGGUCACCUUUUACUUGGUCAAUCAGGGGGUUUGCGUUCCCAGAAACUGCAGGAAGUGCCCACGGACGUACCGCUUGCUCGGAAGCCUUCGGACCUGUAUUGGGAACAAUGUUUUUGGGAACGCGUGCAUCUCCGUGCUGAGCCCAGGGACUGUGAUAACGGAGCACUAUGGCCCCACCAACAUCCGCAUCCGGUGCCACUUAGGUCUCAAAACUCCAAGUGGCUGUGAGCUGGUGGUGGGGGGAGAGCCCCAGUGUUGGGCAGAAGGACGCUGCCUCCUCUUUGACGACUCUUUCCUGCACACUGCAUUCCACGAGGGUUCAGCGGAGGAUGGACCACGGGUGGUUUUUAUGGUGGAUUUGUGGCAUCCCAAUGUGGCAGCAGCCGAACGGCAGGCCCUGGAUUUCAUCUUUGCUCCAGGACGAUGAGAACGUUUCCGAUGCUGGAGUUGGCGACAGUGGCCGCGGGUCAGCCUGGGCAGACUGGGGUACAGUCCAGCCCCCACCUGUGCUGUGAUUCCAUGCUCCAAAACCUGCCUCACCAGAAAGUUCUUAUUUGGGAUUUUGAGGUCACGUGGGGUCCCUCUUUCCUUUGGUUAUUGUAAAUGGGAAAUUUUCAGCUUGUAUCUCCUUAGAUUUUUCUUUUUUUUCCUUCCAGUCAUUUGCUUCUGCGAUUCCUUUCUGCCUAAUAGCGCGUUACUUUGCUCUGUGACCGGGGGCUCGGUGCCCUUGGUGUGACUGUCGUCUGUGCCAUGUUGCAUACCUGGUUUUUUCAGUGCUCUGGAAUAGGGUAACCAAGCGGUUAUCUGUCUGAAUGUAAUCACCUAAAAAUU
Odobenus rosmarus divergens (Pacific walrus) is the source of this 1870-nucleotide messenger RNA. RefSeq names its product aspartate beta-hydroxylase domain containing 2 (gene ASPHD2). Lineage: Eukaryota; Metazoa; Chordata; Mammalia; Carnivora; Odobenidae. The coding region runs from base 354 to 1466 and encodes 370 amino acids. The record is from RefSeq and is a predicted model, not a curated record. The transcript is spliced from 4 exons.